CUACAGAAAUACGUCUACGAGGAGGCGCAGAAGAGGAUGGUGUUGUCACGGCAACAGCAGUUCAACGAGAAGCAUUGUAUCUGCUGCUUUUCAUCAUUUGGGUUCAUCUUAAACAGGAAGAUACAAUGUCAGGUUUGCCGAUUUUUUAUCUGCAAAAACUGCAGAGCAAAGUCAGAGAAAAAGGAGGACAUUUUGUGUAUUGCUUGUGUACAACAACAGGAACUACAGGUGAGAGCAUGCGAAUGGUUCUAUGCCCAAAUCAGAGCUAAGUUCAGGCGGUUUGGCAGUGCUAAGGUGGUGCGUUCACUCUACAAGAGAGAUAAAGAAAGAGGUAGUGGUUCAGAGGACGAAGACAGUCAGAACAGCGAUUCCGGUGUCGGUCGUCAGAGAAGUCCCGAUUCGCUAGGGUCCAGUUUCGAUCUCUCCGCCUUCAUGCAAGGUCCAAGGAAUGAUCAAGAAACAAACACAGCUGCUGUAUCUUCUAUUGCUGUUCUCUCACAUAGCUCCCCUGAAUACCAAGAUUGGUUGGAUCUGUUAAGACCUCCUAUGACUUCAGUGGCUGUUCAGGCGCCCCAUGAUGAAGAUAAUUCUUUGGAAGACAUAAUAAAACCGUCCGUUGCCACGGAAGAUAGAUGUAGUAUACCUGAUAGAUGCACCUGCAAGAGUGGGAAGGAGAGAAAUGGAUCUUCCAGCCCCAGUCUGAUUGUGUACGAUCCCAAGGGCGACAAGGUCUGUAAAGAGAAGGAGAAAAGCGAGCAGGUUCCACCUCCAGUGGCCAACGGGCGUGGCGGAGACGCAAUGCUCUUUCACAUCCUCUCCCCCAUUGAGGAGAUGUCUUCUCCCGAGUGCUCAGACAGGGGUGAAUCGGGAAGCAAGCCAGGAAGCCCGGCGGUUGUUGAUGAUACUCUUCCUCCAGUUGCUGCUAAGAUUGUUCAAGAUGUUGCUUGUUGUCAUGGUGGUGAUGGCAGCAAGGAAUGCACUCCAGUGAAAGAGGAGGGUGAUGAUGAACUUGAUGCAGGUCGUCAUGGCAACGAUGAGGGUGAACAAGAGGAGGAUGAGGAGAGUAUGAUAUCCCCAAGGGAGCUUGACUCUGGGAUUCAUCUUGCUUUCUCAAAUUCCAUGGAUGGAGACAUGAAUGGUCCGUGUCCUGAUGCCAUUGAAGCAGACAAAAUGCUGUCACAGAGACUCAAGAUGCAGAAUAUAGGAUGCUCAGAGUCCUUUGAGAGUGUUUCCAGUGCAUCAUUUAGUCUACUUAGCCUGGAUGCCAAUGAUACCCUAGAUAGCCUAGAGACACACAUUCACUCCUCUCACAGUGACUUACAUUCACCACCACCGGACAUCCAUGAAGACUUUGAUUCGACAAACAGCACAUUGACGGGGAAGGUGGAGAAUGCAGAGGAUGAAUGGAAAUUGAGUGAAGCGGAGAAGACAAACUUGAGUCGAAGCUCCAGUGAAGACACCUUGAAGAGCGAUGAGGAUGAAGAAGGAUUAGGGCCAAGGGAACUCUCAAUGGAAGAGUUCUUGGAUCAGAUCCAAACUCGGACAACUUCCAUGACAGAAGAGGAGGAAUCAAAGUAUGAGGAUGAGGAGCAGGAUCCUUCGAUCAAGAGCUUCCAAGAUGGAGAAGAAGGAUGUGCUUCGAGAGAAGAAGAGCUAGAAAACAGAGACCAUGUAUCAUUAAACCUUGAGUUUCAUCCGCGUUCAUUUUACAAACGUUCCCGAUCCAGUGAUGAUUUCCGUAACAUGAGAGAUGAGGAUCAUAAUGAUGAUCCAGGAAGCAACAGCGAUGGUGAGGACACAAAAGCAAAGUCAAAAGGCAAGCAUCACAGAAAUGGAAAAUUUAAUUCAAACCGUUUCAUCCGGUACGAUUCACUCCCUCUGGUUGUUGAAGUUUACGAAGCAGACAGCAAUAGUCCGUCCUUCUCACCAAGUGAUGUCACCAGGUCUCGCUUUGUCUAUGAUAGCCAAGACAGCGAGUCCCCAAACAGAGGUUCACCGAAGCGUCAAGUCUUCAGUCCAAGUAAAUCAGGGAAGCAUAAUCAACCAAAGAAGUCUAAAGAUGUUGGUCAGAGUCGACAGACAUCUGUUGAGUCAACAACAACAGAGAGCACUCUGCCCAAAAGCACACCUAUAUCCUCAGGUCCCACAACACCUGACUUUGAGUGCAAGCGGAAGAACAGCCUGUCAACAGUAUCAUCAGAAUCUGAGGGCUCUCCUGAUACCCUCAAAAGAGAUAAAAUCCUAUUCACUCGCCAACUGCUCCAGCAACAUAAGGAAUAUCAUCAGUCAGAAGGGAUAAGACCGAGCACUACUCACAAGUUGCGAAGUCUUAGCCACAGUGAUGCUGAUCCUUUACCCUACAGACCACCUCAAGGUGGCAUGGCCAGCCAUGGACAACUUCAGAAGCAAUUAUCUCUUCCAAAACAGGGCAGCUUGCAUGAUGAUGAAGAGGAAAUUCUGGCAGGAUACAGGAGACUGAAACAACAUGACAGCACAUCUCAGGGCAUGUCUGCAUCUGGAGAGGAUGCAGAUCCUGAGCAAGAGGGAUUUGAGGAUGAGGACGAAGAGAGAGAUUACAGUUGUGGCAUGUCCAACAGUGAUGAGAUCACAGGUCUCUUGUCAGAACAAGAUGUCUUUGACAGUAGUGAUAAUGAGGAGGAGGACUUUGAGGAUGCUAAUAGUACCUUGACAGAUGACAUCAAUGGCAAUGAUGACAGCAAUCAUAAUGAAGACAUUGCCAGUGUCCAGGAUACAGAUGGAGCAAGGAAGGUGUCUUCCAGGCAAGAAGAAGAAAAAGAUUGUUUGUGUCCAGAUCAAGAACACUUAGAGGAGAGCAUAUCAGAAAGCUUCCCUGCAUGCAUUGAGGAUCAGUCUUCUUCCCCAAACCAAGACCCAAAAGACACAGAUGAUGCUCUCGCUGACACUAUCAAUGCAAGUACUUUCCAAGAUGACAGUGCUGCAUCUCAAGAAGAUCUAAACUGCAAGGAUCUUAGUAGCUCUUUACAGAAUGAAGAAGUAUGUUACAACAAGAUAAAACCAGAGGAAAGAGAAGAGUCUGACAUAGGUAGAGCUGAAGCUGACGUAGUUAACGAUGAGGAGGAUGCUGUUGGAGAGAAAGAGGAGAUGACACCAAAGAUGCUAAAGAGGAAGGAAGAAGCCGAUCUUGCAAACCUCACCUACAAGUUGUCCAUCAAGCAGGGUGAGGUCUUACAGUCGGCAGAGGAGGUGCUUUCAUCGGCAAAUCAGCUUUCCAACAUCCAAAAUGAAGUAGAUGCCCUUGAUUACAUCUUGACGUCACUGGAAAGGAAGGUUGCUAAGGGAGUUUUGUCUAGUCAGACUAGCAGUGAAUAUGAUGAGUCAGAAGGAGGUGACUUGGCCGUUAGUCCACAGGAGCUUGUGAAGGAGGACCUCUGUGAUUUAGAAGUGCGACUUUCUCAGACAGACGAUGACAAUCCCGACUCACAGAUCAACAUGGCGACAGCCGUGCGGAUGAUUACUGCUACUGCCCUGAAAGUUCUCAACACCACCGAAGCAGCGAUAGAACUGCAACAAGACGAUACUAUUAUCCAUGCUCGGCUUGUUGAUGACAACAUCCUUGAUCAGGAGGAAGAACAGGAUGAUGAGGGUGAUGAUGAUGAUGAUGAGGAGGAGGAGGAGGAGAAUGGAAGGAUAGAUGGAGAGACAGAGGAGGACAGGGAGAAACUUGAAGGAAAAAAUAUUGACUUGAAUCUUCUCUCCGAUCUUUGUGAUGAUCUUUUCUCAGAGAGCGAAUCCGUAGAGGAUGGGUACCUGAACUCAUUAGCAGAUGUUCUGAUCGAUAUCGACAACAAUGUCUUCCAGUGUGGACUUGAACCUUGUGGUGAUGUUGAUGGUGAACUUAGUGUAGAAAAGGAUAAGAAUGCCAAUGCUGUGCACUUGUCACCCCAAAGAAGACUGUGUGAUGGUCGAUGUGGUAGCGAGUUCUGCAAGAUGUCUGCAAUGGUUGGCAAAACUGCGGGAAACAAAUCCCAGGCAUCCGAUAGCAAAAGACCUCAAGGAGAUACCCAACAUCCCGGUGAGAAAGAUUCUGUCAAAGAUUUACGGGACAGAAAGGGAGUACCAAAGGACUCCCUCAAACUCUCUCUUCCGAGCGCCAAGCCCCAGGAGAUGGACAAGAGAAAACAGACUAAUGACAAGAGCGCCACGCCCAGUUCAGCUUCCUCCAAACCAAAGUCUCCAGAGGCCACCAUAUCUCCAGGAUCGCGCCACUCCUCCAGUCCGUCAUCGGGACCGAUCCUGCACCUAACCUCCGGACCAACAUCCCCACCGACGGCAACCUUGCUGUUCUCAUCCGAUGAGUUGGUCUGGGAUUCUGCAGUCCCGGUGAGCAGUUCAGACUCUGAGUCCAUGGUACCUACAGAGAUGGUCCCAAAUGAAGGCAAGAACCCAAGAGACGCAGCCAGAGUAGAAACAUUAGAUUUCACCCCUAGUCCUUCAAAGAGGCAUAAGUCAGAAGUGUCAGUCUUUGAGAGUUCCUUCACCCCUACCAAUGGAGAUGGUGACUUUAGCCCAGACUUCCUCUCUGCAUUUUAUGAUCGUGUCUCAGAACUCGAAGAAAGGGUCUACCUUUCAGCUGGGAAGGUCUUCACCCUUGAGGAGCGGCUGGAACAGCUAGAGAUGGAAGUCAACUCUGUAGACUGUACCCUUCCUGAUGAUAUUAUGGCUAUCCUAGAAGACAAGGUGGCCAUGACCGUUGCUCAGGUCCAACAAUGCGAGCGAGAGGUACACACUGUGGAGGACAACAUUUCGAGCCUCGACCACACCCAAGAUGGCAUCUUUUCUACCAUGUACAGUGUCGACCACAUCCCAACCACACCCAGAAAACUAGAGACCAUCUCGUCAGCUUCAUUCCUUCUAAAUCAUCCAGAUGAAAUGGAUGAUGAAAUGCAUGGUCAUGCAGGCCCUCUGGAGAUGAUGGAUGAAACUAGUUCACAAGCAGUUGAGGUCACCCACUAAAUAGAGGUCAACAAACUUAUGUAGACAGUUCAACAAACUUAGCCCACCAGAACCGUUGCCCAAGCGAUAAGAUUGCCCUAGUUAUUCCAAUGUAUGUCUGCUGCAUAAAAUGCAUUUUUUCCUAAUUCUUUUGUGUGACAAUAAAUUCAUGAACAUACACAUUGUUGACAAUUAUUUCUAUUAUGCUUCGUUAAGCAUGUAUUUAACACUGUCAUGUUAAUAUAACUAUUUUGUAUUGUUUUCAAUAUGAUCAUGCAACUCUAUCACUCAUGUGUUUUGGAAUAAAACAUUAAACUCGCUGACCAAAAAAAAUUAAAUGUUG
This is a messenger RNA of Lytechinus variegatus (green sea urchin), 5317 nucleotides long. RefSeq lists its product as uncharacterized. Gene Ontology annotation, cellular component: cortical actin cytoskeleton. NCBI's taxonomy places the organism in Eukaryota, Metazoa, Echinodermata, Echinoidea, Temnopleuroida, Toxopneustidae. The record is from RefSeq and is a predicted model, not a curated record. Gene Ontology annotation, molecular function: myosin binding; actin binding. The transcript is spliced from 16 exons. The coding region runs from base 37 to 4995 and encodes 1652 amino acids.